Drosophila obscura is the source of this 1973-nucleotide messenger RNA. RefSeq names its product mini-chromosome maintenance complex-binding protein. Bases 83 to 1906 code for a protein of 607 amino acids. The record is from RefSeq and is a predicted model, not a curated record. The transcript is spliced from 3 exons. Gene Ontology annotation, biological process: DNA-templated DNA replication. Gene Ontology annotation, molecular function: chromatin binding. NCBI's taxonomy places the organism in Eukaryota, Metazoa, Arthropoda, Insecta, Diptera, Drosophilidae.
UACUUGUCACUUUUGGCGCGCUAUCGGCAGCAGCUGCAGAGUUUUUUUUUGUUAUUUGCGAAUUUUUUCAAAAUAAAUUAUAAUGCCGUGUUCAAUGGACAUGCCGAGCCACUCCAACGACUUGGAACACUACAGCCAGAGGGACCCCACCGAGCUAAAGGAGUUCCUCAAGGAUACAGCCGCCUGGCAUGACAUUCCGCUGCUAAACUAUACGCCGCUGCAUAAGCUGAAGGAUCAGACUUUGGUGCGCUUCCGCGGCAUGAUUCAGGACAUGAUGGAUCCGGAAAUCUACUUGGAGCGCUAUGAGGUGAAGGCCUCAGACGGUAGCAAACGUCUGCAGCACGGCAAAUACCACGAUUGCCUAAAGCUGGCCACGGGCGAGGCGAUCGACUACAAUGCCGAGAGCAAUGUGCAUGGCGAGCGGCGUACACUGUUUGUGGUGUCAGUGCCAGGCCUGAAUGAUUGGACCAAGGAACACGAAGGCAAGUGCAGUCCACAGCCAAAGUUGGUCUGCCAAACGCAAUCGCCAAACAAUGCCAAAAAGCGCACCUUGGAUGACCAGGAAGCCAUGGAAGUUGAAGAUGAUAAUGAUACUGCCCUCAAACGGAAGUGUGUGGAGCCAAUCAAGUCGUCAUCGGGCGGCGACUCAGCGACAGCUGCUCCCGCCGUGCUCGGCUCUGAGUAUCUGAUAAAUUCGCCCCUGCCCAGUCGACCCAGCAUGGCGUGCAUGGUGAAGGUGUACGAGGACUUUGAUAGCUACAAACUCAAUUCGCUGGUCGACUUUGUUGGUUUCCUGUCAGUCGAUCCUUCGCUGGAUGCCGCCAGCAUAGAUACGGAGGGUUUUGAUAGCUUAAGCGAGCUGCAGGCCACACAUCCAUCACCCUUUCUCAUACCACGCGUGCACGCCUUUGGAGUUCAGCAGCUGCCGCACGCCAAUCCCCUGCUGGACAAGAGUCUGCAGCAGCCAGCGGACGCUGGUGCCAGCGAAGAUCCAUCACAGAGCAGCGUGCACAAAGAUCUACGAAUGCUCCUGAAGCUCUGCCUGUUUGAUGACGACAUGGCGGCCGAGUAUUUGCUUUGCCAUUUGAUUUCCUCGGUGUACAGUCGCUCCGAGAUGCAGAGCAUUGGAAAGUUCGCCUUAAACAUUUGCAACUUGCCCAAGGAAUCCCUCGCACAGUAUACCACAAAGCUGUACCAAGUGCUGGAGCUGCUUUUGCCGGCCAGCCACUACCUGCCCAUGACACUGGAGACAAUGAACACGGCCGCCUUUGCCCCGAAAAAGGAUUACGAGACCAACAAGCUGGUCUCUGGCAUGCUGCAGCUGGCACCGCACACGCAUCUGGUGCUGGACGAGACGUGCAUGCAGCAGGGCAAACUGGAAGCGAAUGGCGUCCAUGCCGUCCAGCACUUGGCGCAUCUGAUCAACAGCCAGGAGCUAAAGUGCGAUUUCCAGUACUAUCAGAUCGACUAUCAUGUGAACAUUCCGGUGCUUGUCCUGAGCGAAGGACGCAGCAUGCUACCGAGCGACUUUGUGCUGCCGAUUAACGCCGAUGCCAAGGCCGUGGAACUGCUGGAUGAAUCUCUGAAGGCGGCCCAUCACUACCUGCAGCCAGCACGCCUGCAGCAGUUUCGCAAGUUUUUGACCCGGGCACGCAUCAGUCCGUUUAACGUCAGCGAGGAGCACACGGAGAUGAUACAACAGGAUUUUGUGGAUAUGCGCAAGGCGAAUGCCAAGAGCAAUGCGGAUGAUCUGCACGGCCUGCUGGUGCUCUCACGCCUUCUGGGCAUUGUCCGUGGGAAGGAUGCACUGGACAAGGAAACCUGGCAGCUGGCGACCGAGUUCGAGGCCAAGCGACGCCAGCGGAUACAGGCAUUGCCCAAGUCGGCUGCCCAGCUGCGUAAUUAAUUUGGUUUUUGCAUCGCAUUUAUUCAUUUUCUCAAUUGUCUUAUUAAAAUAGUUAUUAAUUGAUUAA